CCAGGUUGGUGCUCUGGACCUGGCGAUGGGGGAGGUGCCAUGCCAGAAUCCCCAGCCCUGCCUUCCAGCCCCUCUCCUUGUGGACAGUGCAUCGCCAUCAUGUGUGAGAGGAGUCAGCGGUCAGCGUCGCCAUAUUGUCAUGGACCUUUACCUGUCAUCAGUUUAAUGCCUUGAGUGAUUUUGAUUGUCUUAUUAUAUUUUAUGCAGCUCUUCAUAGUUUUUAAUGUUUGUUGAAUUAUCGACAGAAAAAUUUUUAUGACUCGCAAUGAUUGAAGCAGAAGGCCCCUCUCAGCGCCGAUUUGAGAGAUUGCUGACGUCACGCUUCCGAAGUCUCCCGAAGUUUUACCCUUCACUGAGACCUUUACAAAACAAAACAAAAAUCAGCGGCCCGGGAUGCCUAGAGAAGAAGUGGUGCCUGAGUCACGAGCUGUAAAUCUUCCUAGUUGGGAUUUGUGUAUAGUAGUAGAGUAGUGUCUAUCGACAGCGCGGUAGUCCCCCGUUUUUGGACUAACCUCACCUAAACGACGUAUGACAUCUUUUUCUGUAUUAUUUAUGAAAUUGUAUUAAUGAAAUGUUUUGUGAAAUUGUAAUGGAUAUUAUGAAAGUUUGGAAGUCGUUAUCAUAAUAAUAUGAGAAAAAGAUGUGAGAACUGGAGAACAUAGUGUAACCUCGAGUUACAGGUUUCAAGUGUAUGGGCUGAACAAUUGGAGCCUUCUGGAUAAUGAAGAAUCGCCUCCCAGGACCAUUCUGUGAUCGACGUGAUUUUGGUUCAGUUCCCCGUAGCACGUGCUAGGAGCCCAGUGACGUCACCGCGGAUUACCUCCCGUGUGACCCCGGAAACCGCUUACGACAGGUGUAUAAUGUCACGGGUUUCCGGCGACAGAGGAGUAAACAAAGUCUACUGCGCACAUCAUCCUGACACGUGACCUGGAACACACACCAGCGAACUAGAAAUAAGACAGACGAGCAGACGAGAGAAGAGACGAUAGAAGGCUUCAAUCAAGUAAACAAGGAAGAGUCAAUUGUGGACUUUGUCUGGUCUCGUCUUCGCAUCCAUCAAGCAUCGUUCGUUGCCCUCGGUUGUCUUGGAACUUGGCGAGGACAACAAUUGUUUGUCUGAUCAGUCGACCAUUUCUGUCUCGGGUAGUGAUUCGCAGUCACACCAGCCUAACCCAUCAAGACAAAGAGAAAAGACACCUCGCUUGGGACAAAAACAACAACAACAGCAACAACAACAACAAAACCUUCUACGACAUGGCCGCCACUUGUGUUGCGCUGUGCACAGCAGUUGCUAUGAUUGCAAGUGCCGCUGCGAGUCAGGGCUGUCUGACAGGUGAUGCGUGUAGUAACUCCGUGAACAAAGAGACCAUUGGAGGCGUGACGUACUGCUGCAGUGACGUCACUGGAUCGCCAAAGGUGAAGGUUGAUGGCACCUGCGAGUGCCAGCCUGAGGAUGAAGAGAUGAAAAUGUGGGCCGAUACAACUAUGAAUGACGGUCGCAUGUGCCUAAACGGGGACGAAGAUUGUGGUGGUGCGAGCAGAACCUACACGAGGAAGGACACUUUCUGCUGUCCUCGCGGUCAUUCUUUGCACAUUGCUUCCAAUCCCUACGACCCCACCGACUACCAUGGCUGUGAAUGUCGGAAAAAAUCCUCGAAAAGGGGGCACAACUCUUCAAGUCACAGUUGUACGUACGGCACAGAGAGUUGCCGUGACAUGACUAAUAGCCUGAUGAAAAGUAGGCCCUAUUGCUGCUCCAACAGUAUCUCCAUGAACGUUGCCAGUUUCGGUGAAGUCAUCUACCGUGGGUGUAGGUGUCCGGGAAACACUGCCCCUGUCAUCCCUCCAGGUGCCUACACUCCUCCCUUGACUGGAGAUUACAACUCUUCAGGAGAGGCGUGUCUAUACAACGCCCUCUGUGACGAUUCCCCCAGUCUCAAGUGUGGCAGCAGGCGAGACAACGUAUUUUGCUGCUACAACAGCCGGGGUAUCCACACCAAGUACCUGGACCCACCCGUCGUCACCGCAUGCACGUGCACUAACGACUUCUGGGGCGGGCGGUGCGGACUUUACCAGGAGCCAGCUCCCUUCACAGAACAGAGGUGCUUGACCGACGGCGACUGCCCUGUGGGGAUCAACACCACGGUCGUGACAACAACCAACAACGUGAAGGUGACGUACUGCUGUCCGAGCCUCAUCCACAAGCCUCACGUGCAGACCGUGCAGGGCGCCACACCUAAAGACGUCUGCAGCUGCAGCUCUCACGGCGAGGACAGAGGUUCCCCUGAAGAGAAGGUUCGUGAGUGGGCCGAGCUGACGAAGGACUAUGGUCAAUGGUGUGAGAGCGGACCAGUCUGUGGAAGCCUCUCAUCCCGGCUGAAGUUAUACUUGCGGGUGAAGUAUUUUUUGACCGCGACCUUGACGAUGUGUUGCCGCCAGACCAACGGCACUCAAUACUACGCCGUCUACAGCUUGGACAGCGACUACGACCACGUCGGCUGCCGGUGCGCCAACACCUCCGUUCCCCGCCCAGUGCCUGGAGCCUAUGUGGUGCCGGAGGCUGGCUACUUCAACUCCACAGGGGAGAGCUGUUCGUAUAAUUCCGGGUGUGACAACUACCCGAGCGCCAUUUGCGAGUCGUCUGAGGUGGCUGUCUGUUGCUAUGGCAGCCGCGGCAUCGUAACGCGUGAGCUGCCUGAUGGUCGCACAGGGUGCACCUGCACGAAUGAGAAGAACGAGGAGGUGUGCGGAGGAUUAGUGUCCAAGGGAUUGACGUCCAGGUCAUCAGGGGUCACACCUACCCACCUCUGCCUGACAGUCGGGCUGAUGGUCAAUCUGCUUACAUUCCAAACCAGAUAGGCCAAAGCCACGUCCAUGGAGAGAUUGUGUUAGGAUGAUGGGGAGUGUUGAUGAUAAUAAUUUCUACAGCCUUUCCCCACCAUCAAGGGUUCACAUCACUUGUAAAAACAAGGCACGAUAAUAAUAACUGUUAGGAGCAUAAGGUCGUUAAUUCUUAAACCGAGGAAGUAUAAGUGUUCACGAACGAGAGAAAAGCAUGAAGCAGGAGGUACAGAAGCCGAUGUUGUGUACAUAAACACGGAAUGUGUAGCGACGAAGCACAUGGCCUGUAGAAGAGAAGACGUGAAGAAUACAAGGUCUUUAGAUCAGAAACAGUAAGUUGUAUUAGCGAACACCAAACGACCAUAUCUCAAGGUGGCCUAAACAAACUGUAAUUAAUAGGCUGCAGAGACCGAUAGUGGAAGAAGUCUACAGGUGGAAGCGUCUUGGUGUUGGCAUAGAAAAGUGAAAACAGAGAUAUAAGCGCAACAAAGACCCCAAGGUAGCGAGAUGUAUGUAGAUUCAGGAACAAAAAAAAAAAAGAAAGAAAGAAACAAAACAGUCCCUUCGAACCAACUAGGCAAAAGGACAUCACUGAUAUACAAGGGCAAGUGUGGCCAAGCAACUACUGACCUGCCUCAAGAAUCAACGCUACUUGCAAAUCUGACAGGAAUUUCAAGAACACUGCCAUAAAUAGUAUUGUGUGCUGAUGCAGGCAUAUUCAAAUACACACACACAACCAUC
This is a messenger RNA of Pomacea canaliculata, 3582 nucleotides long. RefSeq lists its product as uncharacterized. Lineage: Eukaryota; Metazoa; Mollusca; Gastropoda; Architaenioglossa; Ampullariidae. The coding region runs from base 1255 to 2859 and encodes 534 amino acids. The record is from RefSeq and is a predicted model, not a curated record. The transcript is spliced from 10 exons.